This is a messenger RNA of Cucumis sativus (cucumber), 1545 nucleotides long. RefSeq names its product zinc finger protein CONSTANS-LIKE 5. The transcript has 2 exons. Lineage: Eukaryota; Viridiplantae; Streptophyta; Magnoliopsida; Cucurbitales; Cucurbitaceae. The record is from RefSeq and is a predicted model, not a curated record. The coding region runs from base 107 to 1234 and encodes 375 amino acids. Gene Ontology annotation, molecular function: protein binding; zinc ion binding. Gene Ontology annotation, biological process: regulation of flower development; regulation of photoperiodism, flowering. Gene Ontology annotation, cellular component: nucleus.
CCUCCUAAUAUCAACUCCCCCCAAUUCCUCACCCCUUAGGCCCUUACGCACACGCUGCCACAGCUUUCUUGACAGACCAGGUUUUUCAAUUCUCAUUUUAACAGCUAUGGGAAUUGACGGUGACAGUGUUGUGAAGGGUUUCGGCGGCGGAUGGGGCGUCGUCGCUAAACCUUGCGACUCCUGCAAGACUGGCCCUGCUGCUGUCUAUUGUCGACCGGACUCGGCUUUUCUCUGCCUUCCCUGCGACGCCAAAAUUCAUUGCGCCAACAAGCUCGCCUCUCGCCACGAGCGUGUCUGGAUGUGCGAGGUCUGUGAACAAGCUCCUGCUGUGGUCAUGUGCAAGGCUGAUGCUGCCGCUCUCUGUGUCACUUGUGAUGCCGAUAUUCACUCUGCUAACCCAUUAGCCCGUCGCCACGAGCGUGUCCCUGUCGAGCCUUUUUUCGACUCGACGGAAUCAGUUGUUAAAUCCUCCUCUGUUUUCAAUUUUCUGGUUCCUAAUGAAACUACUGCCCCUGUUUGUGAUGGUGCCCAUCACCACGAGGAAGUGGAGGUUUCCUCCUGGCUUUUAUCCAACUCGUUUUUCAACUCUAAGCUCGUCGACGGCCCUGAAAUCAAACCUCCCAGCGGUGAUCAUUUGUUCUUCAACGAAAUGGAUUCUUUUAUUGACUUUGAAUAUCCAAAUCCAGUCAACAACCACAGCGCUAUUAACGACAGCGUCGUCCCUGUUCAGACGAAGCCACUCCUUACGCCGGUUAUUAACCAGACCCACUCCCCUGAAAAUUGCUACGACAUUGAUUUUUGUAGAUCCAAGCUCAAUUCAUUCGGCUAUCAGCCGCAAUCCCUAAGUCACAGUGUUUCUUCUUCCUCCUUAGAAGUUGGAGUCGUUCCAGAAGGGAAUUCGGUGUCGGACAUAUCAUACCCGAUGGGUCAAAACGUGAGUACUGGUGCGGAUUCAGGGCUACCGUUGUCAGGAUCCGGAAACCAAGCGACACAAUUGUGUGGAAUGGAUCGAGAAGCGAGAGUGUUGAGGUACAGAGAGAAAAGGAAGAACCGGAAAUUCGAGAAGACAAUCCGAUACGCUUCAAGAAAAGCUUAUGCUGAAACCCGGCCGAGAAUCAAAGGCCGGUUCGCAAAACGAACCGAUAUGCUAUCAGAGGUUGAUGAAAUCUAUGGCUCAGCUGCUUCAUCUGUGUUCCUGACAGACGCUCAAUACGGCGUUGUACCAACGUUUUGACCAUAACUUGGCUGAAUCCAGUGCUCCAUAGAUUAUAAUUCUUAUUGUGCACUUUUAAUAAACGAUGGGUAAAUUAUGUGAAAUUAUGUGUUUGAUCUUUAAUGUUGUAAAAAAGGCCAAAAAAAGAAGAAAAAAAAGUGUUUGAUGAAAGGGCAGAUUUUUAGCCGUUGAUUUGCAGGAGCAUGGGUGUUCAUGUGGACGCCUCGUACCUCUUAAACGUAGAGGUUCGUUUAAGCUAUCACAACUUGCUUGUUUGUUUGUUUUUUUUCACCCUCGUUUCCUUGCAAUUAUAACCCAUUUGCCCUUCCGAA